Molecule: messenger RNA, 2793 nt
Organism: Nerophis lumbriciformis (worm pipefish)
Lineage: Eukaryota; Metazoa; Chordata; Actinopteri; Syngnathiformes; Syngnathidae
Product: E3 ubiquitin-protein ligase MARCHF2-like
Biological process (GO): protein ubiquitination
Molecular function (GO): ubiquitin-protein transferase activity; zinc ion binding
Source: RefSeq, a predicted model, not a curated record
ACCAGCUGGCACAGCUGAGGGACGGCGAGAGAGGCUAGCGCCGUUAGCUCCGCUAGCUUUGUCUGGCCACAGUAUAAUCCCGGAAGACGCAAACGUCGCUUUGCACCUUCUAGAAGGCAGCCAGCGAGGCCGAACGCGAACACAAAAACGAUGGCGGCGUCGCAGCGGACGUGUUUGUAUGUAGUGUCGCCUGGUUCGAGCGGUGUUCGGCGCGCUGUCAAUGUCAUAGUGUGCAGUUAGUGGGCAGCGAGUCCGCCGCAACACAAGCAAGGCCCGGGCGACCAAAGAGAGGCUGCUGGGUGGACCGAGAAGAGAACCGGGCCUCGGACCUUCUCGCUCCCUGAGAGGUCAUCUUCCCUAACGUCUUCAUUUCAGCCAUGUCUUCACCAGGGUGCUGCCACCUACCCGGCUCCCUCUGCGAUUACUCCGGGAACACUGAGUCGGACUCCGCUAAGGAUUCAGAGGAGUCCGAUUCCACAGCACAAGCCCAGUUUAUCGCCAAGGUUACAGCUAAGGAUGGCCGCCCACUCUCCACUAUCGUCAAAGCUGUGAGCCUGCAAAGUGAUGUCGGCAUGUGCCGGAUUUGUCACGAGGGCGGCGGCGGGGAGACGCUGCUGUCUCCAUGCGAAUGCACUGGAACGCUGGGGAAAGUGCACAAGAGCUGCUUGGAGAAGUGGCUGUCGUCCUCCAACACCAGCUACUGUGAACUCUGUCACACCGAGUUCACCAUUGAACGGAGGCCACAACCGCUCACACAGUGGCUGAAGGACCCGGGCCCCCGCAGCGAGAAGAGAACGCUGCUGUGCGACAUGGCCUGUUUUCUUCUCAUUACGCCCCUGGCAGCCAUCUCUGGUUGGCUGUGUCUUAGGGGUGCCCAGGACCACCUGCAGCUCAAGAGCAGACUGGAGGCUGUGGGGCUCAUCGCACUUACCAUCGCCCUUUUCACCAUCUACAUCCUCUGGACACUGGUGUCCUUUCGGUAUCAUUGUCAGCUGUAUUCAGAGUGGAGGAGGACCAAUCAGAAAGUGCGCCUGCUCAUGCCUGACAUGAAAGGCGCGCACACCACCCAAAGUUCUGUGCCGACCAAGUCGACAAAGAAAAUGACUGACGAGACCAUCGUAUGAGUGCAGGUCAGCGGCGAGGGGGGAAGUAUUGAAAAUAGCGCCGGCCCAAGCACUCUCUAAACAAAACAAGAACAAUCUAAUCAUAUUAUUGAACCUUUGCACUUCAUAUGGACUAUUCCGAGAGGGGCCGAGGACGACGUUUCCCCCUCUGUUUUCUUGUAUUGAAGCACUUGAUGUAAACUCGGGCAGUAUUGGCUGGCCACAAGUGGGACUCUCGGAUGAACUCCUUCCAGAGUCACCAUUGAUUUUGAUAAAAGUCUUGUCUGAGGACAGCUGGUGCUGAGAACGGCUGGAAAUGAAGAUGGACGAACUAGCCCGGCCUUGAGUCCACGACUAAGGUAUGAAAUACUAAGACAGGAGCUAAUGUAGCAGGAAAUAACUGACCGCAUGCUACAACAGUAUAAUAUGACAAAUAUUCACUACCUAGAUUUCCCCACACGCACCUUCACUAUGUAUUUAGCUGUUUGUAACAAGGGGCAACCUUUAGCGUGGGAGAGUAUACUACAGCCCCUGAGUUGGGACAUUAACUUUCAGUAAGCAAAACUUAAUCUAUAAGAUCUAGGUCAGGGGUGUCCAAACUACAACUUGAUUUCAAAUAUCUGACAGUAUUUGUCUCCAUUAUGUGGACGUGGUGAGUAAUCCCAGGUUAAUGACCAGGAAUGGCAGUUUUAACAUGCAGCAGGUGAUGUCGUGUGAACGUUGUCACUACUUGUUUAUAAAGUCUUUACUUUGUUUACUGGGAUGUUCACUACUCCUUUAUUUAACUGCAAAUGGUAUCAGUGUUCAAAUAACAUCAAUACUAGAUCAAAUGUUUUGUCAUGUCAUCGAACUCAACGCAGGCUGUGAAAAUUGUGUAUUCGAUGUGAGAGGUGUCUUUGUAUUUGUUGGCCAAACUGUUGUACAGAACUAAGACAAGAACAAAGCUUGUUUAUUAGGCCUCAUCUUCAUUAGCCAAACUGCUUUGUGUUUUAUUUUAAUAUCAAAAAGUAAACACACGUUUUUUUUUACAUUACUUGUUUUUUUCAUGUCACAAAGGUAGUACUUCAAAAACCAUUCAUGUGACACAUCAUUUUGUUAAUGUUUUAUUGUGUAUAGUUAAUUCCUAUAUGACAUAUUUCUGCUCAAACUCUUAAUGGAUCUGUCCAGGAACAUCAUCUACAUGUACAUAUAAAUGUACAAAACUUAAAUUAAAAAAAAAAAAAAAAACUCUAUCAAAAUGUAAAACUAGAGAUAAAGGCAUCAUGUAAUGACAAAAUGCUGACAAGUUGAUAUUAUUAAAUAAUUAAAAAAAAAUAUUUGUCUUUAGAUAUAUGGAUAACGUUCAUCUAUAGUCUUUUUAUUAGACAUUACAAAUGACAUGAUGGUAUUACGUUCACACCCCAACACUGCUUUACCUAACAAUCAGUAAUCAUGAUUUCAGUAUCAAUAACAAUAAACUUAAUUAUUACUUUGGCCAUAAUUGGCAGCCCUAGAUCUCAUACAUGAACACUAUUUUUAUCUAAAUGGACAAAAAGUGCAGUUACGUCUUAUGGCCAUCAGUUGCCAUCUUUCAACAUUCUUAUAUAUAUAUGUGUAUAUAUAUGUGUGUGUGUGUGUGUGUGUGUGUGUGUGUGUGUGUGUGUGUGUGUGUGUGUGUGUGUGUGUGUGUGUGUGUGUGUGUGUGUGUGUG